Morus notabilis is the source of this 1022-nucleotide messenger RNA. RefSeq names its product probable E3 ubiquitin ligase SUD1. Gene Ontology annotation, cellular component: endoplasmic reticulum membrane. Lineage: Eukaryota; Viridiplantae; Streptophyta; Magnoliopsida; Rosales; Moraceae. The annotation marks the transcript as partial. The record is from RefSeq and is a predicted model, not a curated record. The transcript has 4 exons.
CAGAACAAGCAGAACAAGGUUAUCACUAGCAAUCUGGUUUUCACUGUUCUUCUUGUUCGUUUACCCUUUUGCUUAGGGCGAAUUGCUACUCUCCUUCAAGCUUUGCUUUUCUCUUCUGCUACAGCACAAAUAUUGUCACCUGUAGGGCUAAGGAUAGAGGCAGCUCUUUUGUCAGUAAAUACUAAGUCAAAGUACGCAUUAAAGGCAAUCACAUAUUUUGUUUUAUACUGCUACGGAGUUAACAUGCCGAGCCAGGUCUUUGAAGGGGACUCAGAAAUUAUCUAUACGGAGGUAACUAGGAUGAAGGAGGUCUCCAAUACCGUCAAUGGACUAGUUUCUGUUGGACUUUAUAACGAACAACCAAGUGAAACACUUGUCCUAUCUGAUGAUACCGCUAUUCUCAUUGGCUACGUAGUUAUACUAGCAUUUGUUUUGCUUUACUUUGGGACUGUGUCUAUGAUUCAUUAUGCAGGGGGUGAGCCUUCGACCGUGUUGUGGUUAUCUAGAAUUGGUGCAUUCUUGUCCCUUCUUGUUAGAAGAUUCUUUACACUAUGUAGGCAGGUUAUAAGUAUUGUUGGCAGGAAUUUUCUGACUAUUUUGAAAGUUGGAGUGGUCCUGGGAGUGAAAGCUGGCAUGUUUCCUUUGGUAUGUGGUUGGUGGUUAGAUGUUUGUACUUUGAAGAUGUUUGGACAGACGAUUGCAGAAAGGAUUGAGUUAUCUGUAAAAUAUCCUCUUUUGAUGUCCUUGGCCUACUGGAUAGUUGGAAUUUGCUACCAUAUGUGUGUUUAUAUCCAUUUGAACCUUAUUCAAGAGGUGUUGCGAGAUGGAGUUUUCCACUUUCUUCCAAACAUCAUUGAUACAGAGAACUUCUUCAGCGCAUUGAUUGAAUGCCAUGUGUUCAAGCAUGCUCGUGACAUUUUGUUACUUGUUGGUGUUCAUGGUAGUUUGAUCGUGAUGCUGGUGUUUUUACCUAUCAAAUUAGUCCUUUUCUAUCUGCCAUCCGCAUUCCCACUCAAUCUUUU